Messenger RNA from Penicillium verhagenii, 1461 nucleotides. RefSeq lists its product as uncharacterized. The transcript has 4 exons. Lineage: Eukaryota; Fungi; Ascomycota; Eurotiomycetes; Eurotiales; Aspergillaceae. The coding region runs from base 1 to 1461 and encodes 486 amino acids. The record is from RefSeq and is a predicted model, not a curated record.
AUGACCCCCGCAUUUGGCUUUGGUGUUGGCGACUUUGUAGCGGUUGCGACCUUGGUCUGGCAGAUUUCACAAGCUCUCAGCGAUGCAUCAGAGGACUCAAAAUUAUAUCGCGAGUUGCGACUCGAGUUAGCUGCCUUCCAAGCGGUUUUUGUUCAUUUUCAACAAGCGGUGGUGCAUGACACAGCGCUUCCCCCAGAUCAGGUUAAUCAAACAAGGGAAGUGCUCGCUCAAAUUGAGCGACUUACAAACGACUUUAACAACCACAUGGAGAAAUUCAAGGUCCUUUCAAACCCGGCCAAAGAUAAGAUAAAGAGAUCCAUAACCUUGAAGAGACGAAUUUCAUGGACUUUGUAUGGGAAAAAGCCGAUCCAACAGUUUAGGGAGGCUAUGCGAGGCUAUUCAGCAGUUUUAACGCUGAUCAUGCAUACAAUUAACAGUUCCAUUUUGACUUCGGUACUUUUGUGCCACAUUCUAAUAUUUAUCCCAAAUGGCAGUCAAGCCAUGCAGAGCCUCCACCAAGAGAUGCAGAACGGCACAAAACAACUCAAGUUGCACGUGGACAACACAUUUCAGGAGCCUUGGGAUCAAAAGCCAAUUCGAUUUCAAGAUGCAAUUGGGAGACGAUACCCUGUGCCUCUGGAAAUUUGCGGAACAUUUGAGGUAGCGUUUGAGUCAUUUCUUUAUUCCAGUGAACUAUCUACAUACUUUAGCCAUGGAUUUUUGGAUUUUCUAAAGCAUGCAUUCAAGGAUGAUCCAGUCUCGAAGGCCGUGGGGGAGCAAUCUAUAUGGCUUUUUAGCCCCGUUGUGGGUGAAACAAAGGCGUGGGUCUUGAUCACGACCGACGAUUGGACUUCAAGCCUCUAUCCUGGAAUGCACCUUAGCAUGUCGGUAUUUAAUGGAAGUCGGACAGGUAAAGGGCUUAUCUCAGACACGCUUCUUGAUACACUUGGUGAAACUGAGGUGAGGCUCCAGACUCCAUUACCUCUAUGGGCGUCAGCGACAUUUCCUGAGAAUGCGGUAUUCAAACUUCGGUACGACAAAACUCAGAACUCCUCGUUAUCAUAUCCAUGUCCAAACGAUAUUGGGUGCGGAAAGCGCUUUGAAAGCCAGGAAGAAUUCCUUGAGCAUCUGAAGCCCGAAAUCUUCGAUCUUGAAUCAUUUGAAUCCUUUCGGGGACCAAGCUCGCAGUUCGACUUACACAUGACAUAUUGUCUCUUUUGCGACAUAUCAAUCUUGAGAUCUUCCCAAAUGGCAUUUGAAAGGGGAAUUGCACUACAACAAACCUUGACCAGUUCUAGUCGCGGUUUAACCCCGUGCGUCGCAGAAAUGAUGCAUAGAGAAGACCUUGGAGAUGAACCUUCGUGUCACGGCUGCUACAAGUACUUCAAGGUCGGGGACUACAAAAGCGGGUCAGUAUUAUCUCCAGAUGGCUAUUACAUGCAGCAGCAGCCAAUGGUCUGA